AUGCGCUUCGGGGCUGUUGCGGCCUAUGCCGCAUUCGUAGGAUGGAUAGGGGUCGGACUGGCACACAACAUCCAGCUUAAAGCGCACACGAGAGAGUGCUUCCACGAGGAAUUGCACAAAGAUGACAAAAUGACGGUGACGUUCCAAGUGGGCGACCGCGAGUCUGGCGGAGCCGGAAAUUUGGACAUUGAUUUCUACAUCAUCGACCCCUCUGGAUCCUACGAAACUCAGAUGAACUCUGUCUCUUCUGGCGACUAUUCCUUCGAUGCCCGCAUGGACGGCAAAUACAUGUACUGCUUCAGCAACGAGCAUUGGUCCGCCAACAGCAAGGAGGUCUCAUUCAACGUCCAUGGUAUAGUGUACGUGCCGGAGUCGGAGGCGCCACAAGAUCCCCUCGAGCAAGAAGUCCGUAAACUCUCCGAGCUCAUUGCCCAAGUCAAGGACGAACAAGCCUAUAUCGUGGUCCGCGAACGCACGCACAGAAACACGGCCGAAAGUACCAACUCCCGAGUCAAAUGGUGGUCGAUUUUCCAACUGGGCGUUCUGAUAGGAGAGGGGAUAUUCCAAGUCUGGUGGCUGAAGCGUUUCUUCGAGGUGAAUAGCCGUCCCCUUCCAUAA
Exophiala dermatitidis NIH/UT8656 is the source of this 618-nucleotide messenger RNA. RefSeq lists its product as uncharacterized. Bases 1 to 618 code for a protein of 205 amino acids. The record is from RefSeq and is a predicted model, not a curated record. The transcript is spliced from 3 exons. Lineage: Eukaryota; Fungi; Ascomycota; Eurotiomycetes; Chaetothyriales; Herpotrichiellaceae. Gene Ontology annotation, cellular component: COPII-coated ER to Golgi transport vesicle; endoplasmic reticulum; endoplasmic reticulum-Golgi intermediate compartment. Gene Ontology annotation, biological process: intracellular protein transport; endoplasmic reticulum to Golgi vesicle-mediated transport; protein retention in ER lumen.